Lobosporangium transversale is the source of this 1794-nucleotide messenger RNA. RefSeq lists its product as hypothetical. The transcript is spliced from 2 exons. The coding region runs from base 1 to 1794 and encodes 597 amino acids. Gene Ontology annotation, cellular component: nucleus. The record is from RefSeq and is a predicted model, not a curated record. Gene Ontology annotation, biological process: regulation of DNA-templated transcription. NCBI's taxonomy places the organism in Eukaryota, Fungi, Mortierellomycota, Mortierellomycetes, Mortierellales, Mortierellaceae. Gene Ontology annotation, molecular function: RNA polymerase II cis-regulatory region sequence-specific DNA binding; DNA-binding transcription factor activity, RNA polymerase II-specific.
AUGUUUCCCUCACCACUUCUCCUGGGCUCUCCUGUGCGAGUCUUGACUCGAUCCGUCAAAUUCUCCACCUGGAAAAGAGCAGUGGCUUUAUGUCCAACCGAGCUUACACGCCAGCGUCAUCAGUAUAGUACAGCAACUACCGAAGUUCCUACUGAAGAAAUCUCUGAGUCUUCCGAACCACCAUUUAUUAGACCUAAUGGACGAGUACCGAGGAGCCCACCAAAGGAUCGGAUGUGGAACCGUGAGCUGGAUGAAAAACUCAGCGAACUCCGAGCAGUUGGUAAGACAUGGGACUAUAUAAGCUUGGUACUUAAGCGGCCUGCCUCUGCCUGCUCAGAUCGUUAUUUCAGUGCUCUUGAUCCUGAGCUCCAAAACUGGACACCCAGCAUGUUUGCCAAGCUUGAUCAGCUGGUGGAAGACGGUGAAUCAUGGCCAAAUAUUGCACGUGCCCUCAACUGUAAAGUCAUUGCUUGUCAACAUCAAUGGCGAACUCUUGGGCGAGGACAGUAUCGCGUUAAAGGAUUUCUUUCAGGGCAACGAGUCGUCAGAUGGUCAGAUGGAGAGAUCAAUUCAUUCUGGAAAGCCUGGAUAAAACAUGGUAUGGAUUGGGUAGAGAUCUCCAAGGAUGUUGAGACACGGACAGCAGGCGAAUGUAGUGAUGCAUUCAGAGGCUUGGCUGUAGCGGCUCUCAAAGAUAGUCCAGGAUGGGUCAAAUUGGAUGGCCAUACCUUUAUCAACGAUGCUAUCAGGGCUUCUCGUCAAAGGCUAAAGGCAGUGUUGAAUGAUGGUAGUGAUGAAGCAAUGGAGGGAUUACGGGGAAAAUCUCUAGAGUGGACUUCUGCUGACCAUGAGGCUCUUUUGGCGGCUGUCGAAAAACAUGGACUCUUUUCCGGCUGGUGUACUAUCCGAAAGCAAGUGAAGCCUCAUUUGAGUGACGAGCAAGUCGAAGCAGAAUACUAUCGACUCAGCGGAGUAGUUGAGGAAGGGGAAGUUUUGGAACAGUCAGAUCAAUUAAUCAAGAGGGUCAUGUGGGAUAAGGAUGAAGUUGAGCGAUUGAACAUGAUUUUGAUGAAAUACAGCUCAUUACCAGUCUGGAAAAAGGAGGCGAAGAAGCGUGGGAUCGAGCCGGCAAUAGAUGAUUAUGAAAAUCUUCUCAGGAAAAGGAAUCCAAGGUUAACAAAAAAAAUGAGAGCCAAAAAUGAAGAGGAUUGGCCAUGGACUGAUGAUAGAGUAAUGCGCCUGAAAAGACUCGUGGUUCAGCAGCGGCAUCAGGAAAAGCAUUCGCGUCGUCCUGUGGACUGGGAAUGGAUUGCUGACCAUAUCGGGCCUCACUUUGACCCCCAGAUGUGCAUCACCAAAUGGCAGGGAUUAUCAGACGAUAUAGAGAUCCAACCGACUACUGACCCAAAGCCUUGGACUAGUGAGGAUAUAGAUAUGUUAGAGAAAGGUCUGGAGAAAUAUGGGAAGGCUUGGACCUUGAUCCAGCAGGAUUACUUACCAGAACGUAGCACGGCUUCAAUUCGCCGGAAACUCAGCAAUCUCCAAGUCGCACGGGACCAAUUGGUGAAGGAACAAAAGGCGAUUGCCCGUCAGAAGAAAGUGUCCAAUAUUGAGGAAUAUAUCGAUCAAGCUUUGAAGGAGAACCCGUUUUACAUUUCAGCGCGACGGCUGGAAAAAGUCCUGGAGACUUUUGAGCAAGAGCACAAACGGAUUCGGGCUUUAUUUCCUAGGGGUCCAAAGAAGAAGAGCGCAGAUACAGAAAUUGAGGGCAGUGAGACAGACGAGGACAAGUAA